Vitis riparia (riverbank grape) is the source of this 1873-nucleotide messenger RNA. Its product is annotated as receptor-like protein 1. Bases 431 to 1873 code for a protein of 480 amino acids. Gene Ontology annotation, molecular function: protein binding. Lineage: Eukaryota; Viridiplantae; Streptophyta; Magnoliopsida; Vitales; Vitaceae. The transcript has 3 exons. The record is from RefSeq and is a predicted model, not a curated record.
CAAUAAUUUGACAUUUCUAAGGUUAUUGGAUCUUUCAUAUAACCUAUUAUCAGGAAAUGUUUCUCCUUCUCUAUUGCCUAAUCUCACAUCCUUGGAGUACAUCGAUCUUAGUCAUAAUCAAUUUGAGGGUUCAUUCUCUAUCAGCUCUUUUGCUAAUCACUCCAAGCUUCAAGUGGUCAUACUUGGAAGUGAUAACAACAAAUUUGAGGUAGAAACUGAAUAUCCAGCUGGUUGGGUUCCCCUGUUUCAGUUGAAAGGUCUUGUGUUAUCCAGCUGUAAGCUCACCGGUGACCUUCCUGGUUUUCUUCAAUACCAAUUCAAGUUAGUGGGGGUUGAUCUCUCCCACAAUAACUUGACAGGAAGUUUCCCCAAUUGGCUGCUUGAAAACAAUACGAGACUGGAAUUUCUACUCCUGAGGAAUAACUCUUUAAUGGGUCAACUACUUCCCUUGGGACCUAAUAUUCGUAUCAGCUCAUUGGAUAUCUCACACAAUCAGUUGGAUGGACAACUUCAAGAAAAUGCGGCCCAUAUGAUUCCAAAUAUUAUGUUUCUAAAUUUAUCCAACAAUGGUUUUGAAGGUAUUCUCCCAUCCUCAAUAGCUGAAAUGAGUUCGUUACGGGUGUUAGAUUUGUCAAACAAUAAUUUCUCAGGAGAAGUACCAAAGCAACUGCUUAGAGCAAAAGAUUUGGAGAUUCUGAACUUAUCAAAUAAUAAAUUUCAUGGUGAAAUAUUUUCGAUGGACUUUAAUUUGACUGGGUUAGGGUAUUUGUAUUUGGACAACAAUCAGUUCAGGGGAACUCUGUCAAAUGUAAUCUCCAGAAUCUAUGAGUUGCAGGUGUUGGAUGUGAGCAACAACUACAUGUCAGGUGAAAUUCCAAGCUGGAUAGGAUCUCUUCCUUCUUUGAAGAGCAUGGAGCAUUUAGAGCACAUACAUUUGCAAGGGAACAUGCUUACAGGAUUAAUACCCAGAGAUUUUCUCAAUUCCUCCUCAAAUCUAUUGACUUUGGAUAUUAGAGAUAACAGGUUAUUUGGAAGCAUUCCCAAUUCAAUCUCUGCACUUUUGAAGCUAAGGAUUCUUUUGCUAAGAGGAAACCUUUUCAAUGGUUUCAUUCCCAAUCAUCUUUGUCAUUUGACUGAAAUAAGCUUGAUGGAUCUUUCAAACAACUCUUUUUCAGGGCCAAUUCCUAGAUGCUUUGGCCAUAUCCCAUUUGGGGAGAUGAAAAAGGAGGACUUGUUUGCACGGAUCCGUGAUUCUGGGUAUGAAGGGUCUCGUCCUGUAUAUGCAGGUUACUUGGUGAAAUAUUGGGGGUACUCAAAUUUUGUAUAUGAACAAAAAGAUGAAGUUGAGUUUGUCAUCAAGAACAGGCAUGUCUCCUACAAAGGUGGCAUCCUUGAUUUCAUUUCUGGAUUGGACUUGUCAUGUAACAACUUAACAGGUAACAUACCUUAUGAACUUGGAAUGUUAAGUUGGAUUCUUGCAUUGAACUUGUCUCAUAAUCAAUUGAAAGGCUCCAUUCCAAAUAGUUUCUCCAAUCUUUCUCAAAUAGAGAGCUUAGACCUUUCUAAUAAUCAAUUGAGUGGAGAAAUUCCUCCUCAAUUGAUUGGACUAACUUUUUUAGAAGUUUUCAGUGUGGCUCAUAACAAUCUCUCCGGUAGAGUUCUAGAUAUGAAGGCACAGUUUGGGACAUUUGGUGAAAGCAGUUAUGAAGAUAAUCCUUUUCUUUGUGGGCCAAUGUUAAAGAGGAAAUGCAACACAAGUAUUGAGUCACCAUACUUACCAUCACAACCUUGCAAAGAAAGUGAGGGAAAAUGGAUUUGCUACCUUCUUUUACAUGGACCCAUAUUGGCGUCAAAGAUGGUUCAACUUUAUUGA